Rhinichthys klamathensis goyatoka is the source of this 874-nucleotide messenger RNA. Its product is annotated as gastrula zinc finger protein XlCGF7.1-like. The record is from RefSeq and is a predicted model, not a curated record. Gene Ontology annotation, molecular function: DNA-binding transcription factor activity, RNA polymerase II-specific; RNA polymerase II cis-regulatory region sequence-specific DNA binding. NCBI's taxonomy places the organism in Eukaryota, Metazoa, Chordata, Actinopteri, Cypriniformes, Leuciscidae. The transcript has a single exon. Bases 21 to 836 code for a protein of 271 amino acids. Gene Ontology annotation, cellular component: nucleus. Gene Ontology annotation, biological process: regulation of transcription by RNA polymerase II.
AUUUGUUUAUUUUAGACCUGAUGGAAGUGAAUGAAGACAAACUUCAUCAGUUUCAAAAACCUCAUUAUUUCACAAAUGAAGAUGGAAAUGCAGUCGUUUCAAAGACUGAAGAGAAUUUCACACAGAAACAAGCUGGAAAAUCUGGAGUCGAUGGAUCUUUAACCUGUUCUGAGUGUGGAAAGAGUUUCGUAUGUAAAUCAAACCUGAACACACACAUGAAGAUUCACACUGGAGAAAGGCCUUAUACAUGCACUCAGUGUGGAAAGGGAUUUAUUCGCAAAGGAUACUUAAAUGAUCACAUGAGAAUUCACACUGGAGAAAAACCGUUCACUUGCUCUCAGUGUGGAAAGCGUUUCGGUUACAAAAACGCUCUCAAAGAUCAUCUGCGCCAUCACUCUGGAGUGAGAUCAUUCAGCUGUGAUCGGUGUGAUAAAACAUUUGUUUUUAAAUCAAACUUUAGAUCACACCUUAAAGUUCAUUCUGCUGUGAAGCCUCACUUUUGUUCUGUAUGUGGGAAGAGUUUUUCACAUCUUGGAUCUUUAAAAGACCAUGAGCGUAUUCAUACUGGUGUAAAACCUUAUGUGUGCUCUGACUGUGGAAAGACCUUCACUUCAUCCAGCAACUUAAAAUCCCACCAGAGAGUUCAUACUGGAGAGAAACCGUACAAGUGUUCACACUGUGAAAAGAGUUUCACUUAUUCAGGAAACCUGAAAGUUCAUGAGAGAGUUCAUACUGGAGAGAAACCGCACCAGUGCUCUUCAUGUGAGAAGACUUUCAGCCAUUUAUAUAGUCUACAGAAACAUAAGAAAAAGCAUUGCCUGAAGGUGUCUAAGUGAUCAAAGUUCACUUCCAUAACUUGUAAAUAAGCAAAAGA